ACUCGCUUCCACUUAGCUUUAUCCAUUUAUUAGCAUUAUAAAAGAAAAAAAACCAUCAUCGAUUAGAUAACUGCCAUUUUUUCUUAUCAAAAACAACACUUGGUUUCAUUGCGAUGGUUAUCCGCAAACCGGCACAUGGCAGAAAAAGAUUAACUCAUUUCACGCUUUCGAGCUUGAGCCAUCCAACCAGUCUUCUGUGGUGCUGCUUGCCGCUACUACUAAAUAGAACAAAUCUGUGAACUACAUCCUAGCUCGUACCGUCGACGUACUUACUGCUGAACAAAGAUGGAUCUCAACAAAACGACCUCCCGCCCGCUGCAUCCGUACGCCAAAGCCCAUCUCUGCAGCAAAUAUUUUUUCUGGUAAGUGUUGUACUUCCGCUGCAUUUUUCUUCUUGUUUUUUUUUUUUUUUAUUUUGCCAUUUUCCACUUCGAUGCAGGUGGCUGCUCGGUCUAUUGAAAACUGGGCUGAAAAGACAGAUUUCUGCUGGGGAUAUCUACGAGACGUUGCCUGCUCAUCGAAGUGAUCAAAUAGGAAAUCGUUUUACGGAAUGCUGGCGGAAGCAGCAGGAGCAGCAGAAGAUGCAGGAGAUGGAGUCCCCUCGGAAAAGCCGUCCACCAGAGCCGUCGGUUUUGUCACCACAGCAGCGAAAGCCUUGGAGACUGCUCAAGGUAGUGCUGAAAAUUUAUGGUACCAGCGUCUUGUUAUUUGGAGGAAUCUAAAGCUGCCUGGAAUCGGCAUGCAGAAUCAUCCAACCGUUUUUGCUGGGCCAAUUGAUUCUGUACUUCGACCAGCCCCAAUCACCACCGAGAACGACACCUGGUGGCACCCGGACGAUAACACCGACCAUGGCCUACUUGUACGCAACCGGAAUCGUACUCAGUGUGCUGCUCCCGUCCGCCAUCUUCCACGUGUACCAGCUGUUUCUGUUGCAGGUCGGAAUGAAAAUUCGCAUCGGAUGCUGUUCGCUCAUUUAUCGAAAGAUCUUCCAGAUGUCAACCACCCUGUCGGCGGACGGCCUGAGCGGGCGCAUCAUCAAUCUGAUGUCCAACGACGUCAGUCGGUUCGACUACGCUGUGAUUUUCUUCCACGACCUCUGGAAGGGUCCCGUUGAGUUGGUGAUCGUGUCGGUUCUUGUCUACCGACUGAUCGGUCCUGUUGGGCUCAUCGGAAUCGCUCUGCUGCUACUGUUCAUCCCCGGACAGGGUUGGUUGGGAAAAAGUGCAGCCGGCUACCGGUUGCAGACUGCCCUCGCUACCGACGAACGGUUCAAGUUUAUGACCGAGGUAAUUCAGGGUAUGCAGGUCAUCAAAAUGUACGUGUGGGAGAAGCCGUUCGAAGCGAUCGUGCGGCAACUGCGGCAUAAAGAACUGAGAGCUCUUCGUGGAAGUGCAUACGUGAAAUCAGCUCUAUUUGCACUACGAAUUAUACCGAAGAUUUCGAUAUUUCUGUGUUUGGUCGUUUACGUGUACACUGGCAAUGGUUUGACAGCUCAGCGAGUUUACAUGUUAAUAUCAUUUUUUAGCGUAAUUCAUCAUUCGAUGGUGGAGUUUUGGCCACUAGCUGUUACUUCGUGUGCCGAAGCUUGGGUUUCAUUGAAGCGAAUACAGGAGUUUUUGGUAGAGGAAGAAGGACAACUGCCUAACAUCAGUUCUGAGGAUACCAUGAAGCAUUCCUUGGGUAAACUAGAAUUUCGAAACGUCGCUGCCAAAUGGUCGGAAUCUACUUUCGAGCUGCGAUCGCUAAACUGGAUUAUCGACGAGGGUCAAACUUGGGCGGUAAUCGGUGAAGUUGGUUCCGGAAAAUCGUCUCUUCUUAAUCUGAUUAUGAAGGAGUUGUCUGUCUUGGAAGGAUCGCUAACGGUCAACGGAACGAUCAGUUACUGUUCACAGAAACCGUGGAUGUUCGAAGGAACGGUACGUGACAACAUUGUUUUCAUAGAACCAUUCGACGAAGAUCGAUACGCAGAAGUUGUCCGAGUUUGUGCUUUGACGAGAGAUUUCCAGCUGUGGCCAAGUGGUGAUCGGACCGUAGUUGGCGAACGAGGUGUUAGUCUGAGUGGUGGACAGAAAGCCAGAGUCAACUUAGCCCGGGCCAUUUAUCGCAAGGCGAACAUUUAUCUACUGGAUGACCCCUUGUCGGCGGUAGACGCACACGUGGGCAAGCUAAUCUACGAAGAGUGCGUUGGAAGAUUUCUGGAGAAAGAAAUCUGCGUGUUGGUUACUCAUCAGUUGCAGUUUUUGAAGGGAUUGAAUAAUAUUCUGAUUAUGAGAGGAGGUACCAUUGCGGCUACUGGAUCGUAUGAACAACUCCAGAAGCAUUUCACUGAUUUGGGAUUCGGUGAAGUUAUCAAAGAAGAUCAAAAUGUUACAAACGAACAACUGCUGAUUGACGAUAGUUGCUUUCAGGAAUCGCCACAGCAGAAAACAAUUGAGGAAAUUCAGAUGGAUGGCAAUGUUGGAUUCAAAGUGUACACAGACUUUCUUAAAUCGGUGAAGAGUACAGUAUUCGUAGUUUUCGUAGGACUGCUUCUACUGGCUUGGCAAAUAUCGUCCACGGCAACCGAUUAUUUCGUGUUUAUCUGGGUUACCUGGGAAGAGAACUAUUCGCAAAUGGCAACAACUUGGACAACUGAACAUCACGUUUUCAUCUACGCAGGUCUAAUCGUUCUAACUCUUCUGCUGUCCGUUAACUCCCUAGCCUUCUUCGAAAUGUGUAUACGGUCAUCGCUGCAUCUACAUUCGGCUUUAUACCGUGGCAUCACCCGAACCACAAUGUACUUCUUCAACACCAACUCAUCCGGUCGUGUCAUGAACCGUUUUUCGAAAGACAUCGGCCUUAUUGACUCCAGUCUUCCGGUUGUGCUAAUCGACAGUCUGUACUUUUUUCUAGAGUUAGCCGGAAUCAUCGCAAUCGUAUCGCUGGCCAACUGCUGGCUACUGAUACCGACGGCCGUCAUGGGUCUCAUAUUCUACGUGCUACGAUUCGUGUUCCUGAAAACGGCGCGCAACGUCAAACGGGUGGAGGCCAUCACUCGCAGCCCGGUAUUUACCCACACAAACGCUACGGUCGAAGGAUUGAGUACCGUUCGGGCUUUCGGAGCCGAGCGUCAAUUGCUGGCGGCAUUCGAUGCCAAGCAAGAUUUGAACACUUCGGCUUCGUUCUUAUUCGGUGCCGUCACGAGAGGAUUCGCCUUCUGGCUGGAUCUGGUCUGCUGUCUGUAUAUUGGCGUUGUUGUGUUCAGCUUUCUGGUGUUGGGAACAGCAAUCAUCAGCGGAAAUGUCGGCCUGGUCAUAACUCAGGUGCUGAAUUUGAUCGGAAUGUGCAAUUGGGGUCUUCGGCAGACGGCCGAGCUCGAAAAUCAGAUGACAUCGGUGGAACGAGUGUUGGAGUACGCCCGACUGGAACCGGAAAAGGAUCUUACGGAGGAAAGCCUACGAACGCUUGCCGAAGAUUGGCCCAAAGAGGGAGGAAUUACGUUUCAUAACGUAUACCUGCGAUACGCUCCAAAUGCUGAGCCCGUCCUGAAGGAACUUAGCUUCGAGAUAAAACCGAAGGAACGUGUGGGCAUCGUUGGCCGCACCGGAGCAGGUAAGUCAUCAAUAAUUCAGGCUCUCUUUCGCCUGGUGCCAAUCGAGGGAGAUGCAGCAUCGAAGGGUCGCAUCGAACUAGACCACGUCAGUACCGGAUCCGUACCGUUGGGUCGGCUUCGGGCAGCGAUUUCCAUUAUUCCCCAAGAGCCAGUGAUAUUCUCCGGCAGUUUGCGUAAUAAUUUAGACCCAUUCGGUGAGCUGGAGGACGGCCGAAUUUGGAAGGCUCUAGAACAAGUCGAGCUAAAGCACGUAGUUGCCAACUAUGCUGGCGGAUUGAACACCAAAAUGGUCGAGGGAGGAGUGAACUUCAGCGUCGGCCAACGGCAGCUAAUUUGUCUCGCGAGAGCCAUUCUUCGAGACAGCCGAAUUUUAAUUAUGGAUGAAGCGACGGCCAGCGUAGAUCCUGAAACCGACCGGCUGAUUCAGCACACUUUACGGCAACAGUUCCGGGACUGCACUAUUCUUACCAUUGCUCACCGGCUGCACACCGUAAUGGACAACGACCGGAUUCUGGUGAUGGAUGCAGGCCGUCUGGUGGAACUCGAUAGCCCGGCGAAUCUACUGCGUCAACCGAAUGGAUUCUUUCGACGACUUUUCGAUGAAACCGGCAUGGAUGCCAAAGGGUAUCUAGGGUCGCAUGAUGAAUAAAAAUUUGAUGUUUUCUCAUCUACUCUAAAAGUUGGAAAAGUCCAUCCUACUCAUGACUUCUCCCAGAAAAAAGUUAUGAUAGUUUCCAAAUUAUCGACAAACUGUCCUCCCGUAUGCACAAAUAAUCAAGUUUAAGUUCAUCUCUGUGUUCGUGAAAAUAGUUCGGAUUCAGUCUAAAUAUUAAAAUAAAUGAGUCAGUUAUAGCAGAGGCAUAACCGGGCUGACGUUGACUUGAUUAGUUGACAUUUGAUAAAACAUUUCUACAACGAAUUUUGAGAACCUUCUUCAUGAAUUUUCAAUUCCUGAGAAUGACAUAUUACAAGCUCGUUUCUAUCCAACUAGUGCUGAAAUGACACUUUUUUCAUAUUACUCAUUGAUCAAAUCCUCGCCAGGAUAUUCCAGCGAAGCGACGGCAGUAAUUUGUCGGUUUACUCUCAGGAAUCAGAACUAAUUGGCUCAAGUGGCACGUUUCCCUAGUUAUUAUGAGAUUUGUACUUCUGAUUUGGGUUCCGCAAACAACCACAGCGAUCAUCAAGGCAGCCAAAAGAUCAGAAGACAGUGGGGAGCGAAUAGCCACGAACAAACAGUUGCAAUGAUAACACUCACUAGUGGAAUGACUUUGGCGGACUUUUGUCAAUAAAAAACUACGCUAUUUUUACGUUCGAGUAACUUUAUUCACCGGCUAUUGCAAGAGUACUUCACUAUUGCAUUUCAAUGCACUUCGGACUUUGUGGCAGACAAAAAGCGAUCGAUUUUAAUGCAGGUUUAUUCAAAGCUGAGUGGUAGUCUAUAAAUCCGGAGAAAAUGUCUACGGGCUUCAUUUCUCUAUAAAGUAUGAAACAUAGUUUGGCGAGAAAAAAAAAAACGUGAAGGCCAUUUCAAAAGUCUGCGAAAAACUCGAUUCUCAAAAGUAUGCAACAGAGAAUGUCAUAAGAAAUCUAGACAUCUCUGGGUAUGAUGAUGGCGAACAGAGCCAGAAAUGCCAGAUUUUUUCAUAGGAAAUCUGUAUUACCCUGUAUAAAAAAUCUGU
This is a messenger RNA of Malaya genurostris, 5271 nucleotides long. RefSeq names its product probable multidrug resistance-associated protein lethal(2)03659. The transcript is spliced from 10 exons. Gene Ontology annotation, molecular function: ABC-type transporter activity; ATP binding; ATP hydrolysis activity. Lineage: Eukaryota; Metazoa; Arthropoda; Insecta; Diptera; Culicidae. Gene Ontology annotation, cellular component: membrane. Bases 849 to 4241 code for a protein of 1130 amino acids. The record is from RefSeq and is a predicted model, not a curated record. Gene Ontology annotation, biological process: transmembrane transport.